Xiphophorus hellerii (green swordtail) is the source of this 1900-nucleotide messenger RNA. RefSeq names its product integral membrane protein GPR180-like. Bases 1 to 672 code for a protein of 223 amino acids. The record is from RefSeq and is a predicted model, not a curated record. Gene Ontology annotation, biological process: G protein-coupled receptor signaling pathway; response to pheromone. The transcript is spliced from 5 exons. Lineage: Eukaryota; Metazoa; Chordata; Actinopteri; Cyprinodontiformes; Poeciliidae.
AUGGCGCGACGAAAUGAAUUGCUGGAGAACGUGGAAAGUUUGGAGAAGAGCUGCCGGAAGCUUACAGGAGAGAACAAGAAGCUUCAGAAAACUGUCGAAAAUCUGAGGCUGAAGAUUGAGAGACUGAAUGCCAGGAAAAAAGAUACCUGGCAGACAGAGAAUGAAAGGCUGUUGCUAGAAACAACAAAGUUUAAAUUUUGGUUUUCCACGGCCGUUGCUGUCGGCGGCGUGGUCACACAGGGGGUCCUGCUGCUGUGGGAGCAGUACUCUGAGUCAGAGAGCGAACACCACAGUUAUCACGCCCAACGAAGCCUAGCAGGUCUCCUCCUCCUGGCUCUGAGAGUGGCGCUGUCCCUCCUGCUGGCCUCCGUCCUCUACCAGAUCGUCUCCACAGAGAGGAGCACCCUGAAGAGAGACUUCUACCUCUGCUUUGCUAAGGGCUGCUUCCUGUGGUUCCUUUGUCACCCCGUCCUCGUCCUCAUGUCUGUGGUCUUCAACGACCACCAGAGGGAAAAGGUCAUCACCAUCGGCGUGAUCCUCUGUCAGUCCAUCUCCAUGGUGAUCCUCUACCAGCUCUUCCUGUCCCGCUCGCUCUACUGGGAGGUGUCCUCCCUCUCCUCCGUGUCUUUGCCGCUCACCAUGUCCAGAACGAACCACAGGGGGCGCCUAUGAGCACAGAUAGCGAGGUUACGGUGAGAACUGAAGCGUCUCUGUCAGACGCAGCAGGAGAUGUCCCCCUGCACCGUCCUCUGUCCCACGUUAGAGCUACCACUGAGCCGUGGACAGAGGACAGUACUUACUGCAACAUACUACCUCUGACUUCUAACUGGAGCCUCUGGGAUGCAAAAUGCAUGGCCAAGCAUGCAUCAGCUGGCGAGGUAGACGUCAGCAGAAAACCAUGAGGAAGAACUUGAGAGAGUGCAAAAUCACAAGCAAUCACAAUUAGAUUGUUUUUAAAGGCUUUACCUGCAAAUCGCUGAGUCAGCCACGAUUGGGGCAGUCUGCAUGUAGAUAGGCUUCCCCGCAACAGUUUUCAUUCCCCUUUUACCACAAGCUUGAGCUUAUUUUAUUAGCAUUUUAUGUGAUAGACCAACAUGAAUUAAAGUGGAAGGAUAAAAACAUGGUGUUCAGGGGUCAGUUUCAGUUUCCCAAUAAGCAAAACUUCAAUUCUGGUCUCUCCUGAGGCCUUCACAGAUCAUCUGGAUUUAAUUCUGAAAUGUAAUUACAAAUUAAUGGAUGCUGUUUACUAAUUGCUAGUAAAGACAGUGGAUUGUAUUCCAGGGUAUCAUCAGGGUUAAGGGAGAUGAAAACAAAUGUACGCCACUUCUAUGUUGGUGUGCAAUAAAUUUUUUGGUGUUUUUUAAUGCGUUCUAGCUAAACUUCUCUUUUUCCUAAUGAAAUCCUAAUAAAAUGUGGUUCUAGUGUGAGUAUUCAAGAGGGAAAAGAAAUCUCCAAUACUGACAUUUUUCCUCUCAAAAUUCAGACUUGUAGCGUAAAAUUCUAACUUAAAUCAUAGAAUGUCAGAAGUCUGACUUUUUUUUCUUGAUUUUUUCCAGAUUUCUGUCAUUAAUGUGAGAAUUUUUUAUUUUUAUUUUUUUUUUAAUUCUACACUGAAUCUCAGAAUUCUAACUUUUUUCUCUCAGGAUUCUGAUGUCAGAACUAUUUUUGUCUCAGCAAGAUUAGAGACUUUGAGAGAAAUUAAAGCAGCAUGAGUCUUUGCAUAGCCAACGUGAUUUUUAUGUUAUCAUUAUUUCUGUCACAAAAGCUGUACUGUUAUGUAACUGUCAACAUAAAUGUAUGAGCUGACAGCAUGUGAGGUGCAAACCAUUGAAACGACAUUAACUCUCUGUAGCUGCAGCGAACUGCAUGACUCUGAAUGGGCAGAAAUGGUGAGUUUUCU